ACUGGAUGACGAAGGCGAAGAUCAUCUUCGAUAUCUUCGUGGAGGAGAUGUCGCAGCAGAGGGUCAUGAGACAGUUUGGACUGCGUCAGCUGAUCGAGCCACCACCUCCCACAGUUCCUCUACCACCACGCGUCCACGCGUACAACAGAAAAGGAGCGAAUAAGACUGCUGCUGGAUGGUUGCAACUCCUCGCUCCAUACAUCACCGGUUGGGCCAAUGCGCCGACAGUUUCAUGGGCCACCAUGGAGGCAUUUGAUCUUCAGGAAUUUGAGCACUACUUGCGGGCAUACAUGCCUAGGACACGACUUCGGCUGAGCCAGGCGUGUGACCCAGUUCAGAGGGAUCCCUCGACAAUGUGGGACACCUACCCUCGUCACUCCACUUCAGGCACUCGGCAUCACGCAGCCGUGUUGACGGCGGAGCUGCAAGAUGACGCCGCCCAGUAUGCACGCUCGCUCUCCUCCGGCCCACUUCUUGGACGGUAUGAGCACCACGCCUCCUUUGCACAGCGUCUUCAGGACAAACUACGUCGUAUCUACGCGACUAUCACAUGCACGCGAUCUUCGGAUGUUGCCGAGUACCGAGCAGCACAGCGGCCACCUCGUCCCUCUUUGCAGGUGCAUCAGCCGCGGCACGCCCCGCGCCCACGUAUGGAGGUACCGCCGAGCCCGAGGCCACCAUCUCCUAACCAGGCAGGAGGUUCUGGGUGGCAAAACCAGCAGCAGCAGGAGCCUACUUACGAGUAUUGGCAGCGUGCCGGUUUCGGCAUGGAGCAGCAAUUUCCCAUGCCUAACUUCGGGUGGCGUCCCCGUAUGGAUGAGCCAGAGGGUGAGGGACAUAUGUCGACGGGGUCCGGAUCACGAUCCUUCUGGUCCAGUGCUCACGAUCAGGACGAAACACAGCAGAGCUAUCAAGACUGGAUUUCAAGUCAACAGCAAACUCCACCUCCAGAUCCCACGCAGUACAGUCAGCACGAGCAGGGGUACAUGCUUCCUCCCCGACAUCGCCAGCCACCUGUUCGUAUGUACUCGCCGUCACCUUUUCAGGCUCGACCGCCACCGAGGCGAGGUGGAGGGAGGGGCCGUGGUCAGUGAUAUGAGUACUAUUUGUAUGCACCAUGUAUGACUACUAUUUGUAUGCACCAUGUAUGACUACUAUUUGUACGCAUGAGACUUAUUACUACUACUAUUUCCUUCAUCUAGUGUAUGAGUACUAUUUGUAUGCA
Lolium perenne is the source of this 1225-nucleotide messenger RNA. Lineage: Eukaryota; Viridiplantae; Streptophyta; Magnoliopsida; Poales; Poaceae. The record is from RefSeq and is a predicted model, not a curated record.